Molecule: messenger RNA, 2292 nt
Organism: Schistosoma haematobium
Lineage: Eukaryota; Metazoa; Platyhelminthes; Trematoda; Strigeidida; Schistosomatidae
Gene: ENPL1
Product: Endoplasmin
Exons: 9
Coding region: 1-2292 (763 amino acids)
Biological process (GO): protein folding
Molecular function (GO): ATP binding; ATP-dependent protein folding chaperone; ATP hydrolysis activity
Source: RefSeq, a predicted model, not a curated record
AUGGAAAUAGCUGUAUUGGCAUGUGUAUUGUGUGAUCCGUCAUCGUUACUGUCUGAUAUUCCUGUAUCAAAACCUAAUGAGGGACUUUCAACAGCCUCAGACACUUUAGCUAAAGAAGGGGAGGCAAUCAGCUUGGAUGGUCUAAGCGUUGAACAGUUGAAGCAAGCACGGGAACAUGCUGAAAAACGACAGUUUGAAGCUGAGAUCUUCCUUAGAGAAUUAAUAUCAAAUGCAUCAGACGCUCUGGAUAAGAUUCGCGUUCUUUCGCUUACUAACAAUGAAGUUCCUGAUGAGUCUGACGAAAUGAGAAUCCGAAUAAAAGCCAAUAAAGAUGCACGAACACUUCAUAUAAUAGACACAGGCAUAGGCAUGACAGAAGCUGAACUUACCUCUAACUUGGGAACCAUUGCUAAGUCUGGAACAUCUGAGUUCUUGACUAAGAUCUCUCAAAGUAAUACGGCCACAGAAAAGUCUGACCUUAUUGGCCAGUUUGGUGUUGGGUUCUACUCCUCUUUCUUAGUUGCAAACAAAGUUUUGGUUGUAUCCAAGAGUGAUAAUGAUGACCAGCAUAUCUGGGAGUCCAAUUCCACUUCAUUCGUAGUUUACAAAGACCCACGUGGAAACACCCUUAAACGUGGGACUGAAAUUGUCCUUUACUUAACGGAGGAGGCAGAAGAUUAUUUACAAUCCGAAACUCUUAAAGAAGUUGUGAAAAAAUACAGUCAGUUCAUCGAUUUCCCCAUUUAUGUAUGGUCGAGUCGAGUGGAAUCGCAGGCUGCUGAACCCGAAGAAAAGGAGUCAAAAACAGCUGAUUCUGAAGCUAGCGUUGAAGAAGAAAGUGGAAAAAAAAGUGAAAGCAAGACCGUAGACAAAGUCGUCUGGGACUGGGUACGUGUAAAUGCAAAUAAACCUAUUUGGAAACGCAAACCGGCCGACGUUACUGAUGCGGAGUACAAUGAUUUAUUCCGUGCCUAUUCAAAUGAUAAUGACGAUCCUCUCGCCAAGAUUCAUUUCAGUGGUGAGGGAAAUGUGUUAUUUAGUUCAAUACUGUAUAUACCAAAACAUCUUCCCUCCAACAUAUUCCAGAUGCACAGUACUCAUAGUGAUAGGAUCAAGUUGUACGUUCGUCGUGUAUACAUUUCUGACGCAGCCGAUGAUCUGCUUCCUAAAUACUUGGCAUUCGUUUUUGGUAUAGUGGAUAGUGACGAACUUCCUCUAAAUGUUUCUCGUGAAAUGCUGCAGCAAAACAAACUCCUUAAAUUGAUAAAGAUAAGGUUGGUCAAGAAAGUUCUCCAGAUGAUUAGCGAACUUUCUGAAUCUCAGUUUAAAAAUUUCUGGAAGGAAUACUCUGUGAACAUAAAACUUGGUAUAAUUGACGAUCUUCCAAAUCGCACUAAGUUAUCCAAGUUCCUACGGUUUUGGACUUCAAACAGCACUGAAAACCAAUCAAGUCUUGCAGAUUAUGUUUCACGCAUGAAAAAUGGUCAGGAAGAUAUAUACUAUCUUACCGCAUCUUCAAUAACUGAGGCGAAGUCAUCUCCAUUUGUAGAAAGGCUAAUCAAGAAAGGCUAUGAAGUCAUUUAUAUGAUCGAUCCUGUUGACGAGUACAUGCUUCAGUCGCUAACUGAAUAUGAUAAGAAAAAGUUACGAAAUGUGGCAAAGGGAACGAUCGAAAUCGACAAAUCGGAAGAAGCAAAGACUCGUAAAGAAGAACUAGAAAAAGAAUUCAAACCUCUCUUGGAAUGGUUUAAGGAAAAUUUGAAAGAAUAUGUCGAUAAGACUGCCUUGUCAGAAAGAUUAUUGAAUACUCCAUGUGCUCUUGUCGCUAAUGAAUUCGGUUGGUCCGGAAAUAUGGAGCGCAUUAUGACUGCACAAGCAUAUCAAAGGGGUGGAGAUCCAUCAUCUACUUAUUACUCUACUAUGAAAAAGGUCUUUGAAAUUAACCCACGCCAUCCAGUAAUGAAAAAGUUAAACGUUCUUAUAAAGACCUAUAAAGAUGAUCCUACAAUAAGUCAUACUGCGAAUUUGCUCUUCGAUGUUGCGGUCCUUCGUUCAGGUUUUUCUGUUAAGAACCCUGUUGCUUUCGCAGAACGAGUUGAAUCUGUUGUAAAGAAAAGUUUAGAUAUUGAUCAAAGCGAGUUGCUGGACGAAGAACCUGAGACUGAUGAGGAGUCUGUAACGGAUGAAGUGAAUAAAGAGUCGAUUUCAAAUGAAGAUUCAACGAACGAAAAGUCAGAAGCAUCUUCGCAAAUUGAUGAAAAUCAACCAAGUUCACCAAAGGAUGAGCUUUGA